GUUCUUUGUAAAGCUCUGCUAGGUAUACUUCAUUUCUUAAUCGCGGGGUGUACAGAACACUGCAGUGACCGGUGCAUGUAAUAUAUAAUUCGAAGACCCACUACACCAACCUCGAAACAAUCCAAGAAUGUUCCGUAGUUUUCUGUUGCCUCGAAGGAGAAAAACGAUCUAUUGUAUAGUGUUUCUGUUGUUGGUGAUCGUGUUAUUUAUUCGUGGUUUUCAUCAUCCGCGUCCUUUCCUAUUUAGAGAACGUCCAACUGUUCCAAGCGUAGAAUACAACUUCAAUAAUAUACCUUACAGACAACUGAAAAAUGGAAGCUGCGCUUUACAGAAGAAUGGUCAAUGGAACUGUCCAGAUAUUCGUACCGAAGAACACAACACGCUUCGACAAAUGCAACUGGUUAUGAUGCGAAUGUUGUUGAUGUUCGACGCGUUAGCGAAGAAAUAUAAUCUAAGUUACUGGAUUACACGGGGAACUCUUUUAGGAGCAGCAAGGCACCAAGGAUUYAUCCCAUGGGAUAGUGAUUUAGAUAUUGAAAUGCCAAUUGAAGAUUAUUUAAGGUUUCUUCAUAAAGGAGCAGAAGAGUUGCCGUCAGAUACAUUCCUUCAGCAUCACCAGAAAGAGAAACAGUUCUUUCAUUCCGACUACACAGACAGCGACAUUUUGCAUAUUAACUCGCAUCAAAAGCAAAAGCUUUUAGAUAUUUUAAUAGUACCUUGGAAUCCUCGAUUCAGAGAUAAAAAGAGUUGUUAUAAAAACUGUCUGAAACCCAAAUGUUCCUGGCAUGAUGGUCUUCAGAUCGACAUAUACCCCAUCGCUUUACAAGACGGGUAUUAUCAAGAUCAGUUUAUUCGAUCCAAAGUAAAGAAAGCAUGGCGUUUUAUUGGUUGGAUCUUAGGCUUAAAUACUGAUGGUUACAGAGCAUUCCCGCUGAGAGUGUUACGAUUCGAGGGCUUUGAUAUAUCUGUUCCAAAUCAAUGGGAGAAAUUUUUGGGGAAUGUUUAUGGAAGGAAUUAUAUGGAUUUGCCUCCGAAAGAAAAACAGCAGUUUUAUGAGAACCAGUUACCUGAUCCAGUUCACGCAUGUUCAGAAUUCAACGAGGACGGUAACCUAAAGCCCACUUUAAAAAAUAAUUCUUGAGUGAUCCAGCCAGGAUUUCUGAACCUAGAUUUCUGGCACAACUUGGCCUACAUGUAGGAGGACUUAGUACUUAUGUYAGCUUUUCAUUUGUGCCUGGGAAGGCAAUGUUUUUUCACCGUUUCCAAUGUAAAUUGUGGCCGACGUGAAAACCAUCAAUUACAAUGGCCUUAUUUCGCUAAACUAGAAGCAUUUUGCUUGACCCCUGACGGUGUUAGAAAAGUCAAAAAAUAAUUUUUCAUAAGCAUUUUUCAUAAUCUAACAAGGGGGAACAAAUCUAUUGUAAGAAUUUUAAGCUUACUUUACAAACUAGCAUCGUCAAUUUUAGGCUCAGUUACGGUAUUUUYUUUACCGUAAUUUGUUUUCCAAUAGAACGAAACUACGAGUACAAAAUACUACUACAAGUGGUACAAAGUUUUCACUUAUAGUUCAGGAUCAACUAAAAAGACAGUUUUCCAAGUACUGCACUGCUAGCUUUCUUCCAGUUUUGAAGAUCAAGAUAUUUUUCAGUCUCUCGGCUCCUUGUGCAUUCAAAGUGUUCAUAAGCUGAUUUUCUUGAGUGUUUGUACAGGUUGAAUGUCCAUUUAACGAUCUGAACUUUGAAAACGUUUAUUUGAAUUUUCAUUUCUUCUAGUAGUUAAAUGCUUGUUUUCUUUGGCUUUUUUGCUAAAAUUUACAAGCAAUUCUCCUUACUUGUUGAACAAAUGCGAUAAACCAGUUGUGUGCCAGCCCGUACAGAGCUUCAUUACCUGUCAAAACUGGACCAAUCAAGAUAGUCAUACGGCCUACGGCCUACGACUCUUGAUUUCUAUAACUCUUUUCGUGCGCCCUACAGCUCCAAUUAUGAUCUACAGCUAAAACUUCCGGCAAUAAAUGACACUGUUUUAUGCAAACGAAUUCCGGUCAUGGAAACCGCAAAACCACGUAUAACUAUUUGGCGGUCAAUACAUCUUUCCAACCAUGCUUCCCGCAGUUAAAGUGAAAGUUAAACAGUAUUGCUCGAAUUUGCUUCUAAUGGCGGUACUCGAGACAAUCGUGAAUUUAUUAGCCCAACCACAAUUCUGAUCAGAAUCAGAAGUUGAAUCGUGCAUUUUUGAUGUUCUAGCUUUGCAUUAACAUUCAAUGUUGAAAUAAAAACAACUCACCAGAAACUGGGCCACUAAAUCGAAAUAUAUAUGUGCAAUAUUUA
Molecule: messenger RNA, 2327 nt
Organism: Actinia tenebrosa (Australian red waratah sea anemone)
Lineage: Eukaryota; Metazoa; Cnidaria; Anthozoa; Actiniaria; Actiniidae
Product: lipopolysaccharide cholinephosphotransferase LicD-like
Source: RefSeq, a predicted model, not a curated record